GUGCCACACCUCCGAGCAUCGUUACCGCAGCAGCGGUGGCGCGAUCAUGUGACGCCUGCAUUUCCGACACAACAAUACAACACCGUGUCAGUCUGCAUUCACGCUCCCUCUCUCCCCCCACGCCUCGCUCUCGGUAUGGCGGACGGCGAGAGGUCCCCGUUACUAUCAGAUCUGGGAGAUGGUGCUCUUGGCAGCGGUAACGGCGGGGUGUCUCCCGGUGCAGCGCCGUACGGCGUGCCCAACAAACCACAGAGCUUCCCUCCGUUCCCCAGCCCCACUCAGCCCUCUGUGCUCCUAGGGGAGGACCCUCCGCCCUACUCCCCUCUCACCUCCCCGGAGAGUGGCAGUGCCCCUGUUAUCAGCUGCAGGGUGUGUCAGAGCCUGAUCUCUGUGGAAGGCAAGAUCCACCAGCACGUGGUGAAGUGUGGGGUUUGCAAUGAAGCUACGCCCAUUAAGAAUGCCCCAGCAGGGAAGAAGUACGUUCGUUGCCCCUGCAACUGUCUGCUCAUCUGCAAAGUCACUUCCCAGAGGAUCGCCUGUCCCCGGCCAUAUUGUAAAAGGAUAAUUAAUCUGGGUCCAGUUCAUCCUGGUCCGGCAAGUCCUGACCCCCAGCCAGCCGGGGCCCGCGUCUCCUGUGGACACUGCAGCAACACCUUCCUGUGGACAGAGUUCACAGACCGGACGCUGGCCAGGUGCCCACACUGCAGGAAAGUCUCCUCCAUUGGUCAGAGGUAUCCCCGGAGGCGAAGCUUGUGGUGUUUUCUACUCUGCUUGCUAUUCAGCAUCUCCACUGCCGGGCUGAUGGCCGGAACGUGGGUGAAGGCUCAGACCUACCAGGGGAUCUACGCCUCUUGGGCUGUGCUGCUGCUCCUGGUUCUCGUCACCCUGGCUCGGGCUUUCUACUGGGCCUGCAUGAGGGUCAGCCAGCCCCUCCAGAACUUCACAUAGAGCCCCCUCCAACUCUGCCGCACCCUCUUCCCAACCCGCCAGGCAGGAGGAAAAAUGGCUUUAAAGGAAAAAACAAAACAUAACCCAAAAAACAGAAUAUUUAUUUAAAACCAACCCCAGAAAGAAACAGUUCUCCUGCUGUCCCUUUCCUUUUAGUCAAAUGUGUUUCUAAAACUGGAUGGCGGUGGCUGCGACUGCUAUAUAUCGGUAAUUAUCAUGAUGCGUAUAGCCUAAUGUACUGUUUAUCUGUUCUAAUCUCGUGGCCAGUGUGGGGUUCAUUUUAACAUUAUAACAACUAUAACAUUUAUCUUCUCUUUCCCCUGCGCUGUUCAUAAAUCUUGGAUUUAGUCUGUGGCACAUCUGUUGCACUCUCGCAACUUCUCAGAUGAGGGCUUGUAGUUAAGUCGUGGAUGUGAAUAUUGCCCUUGUUUUUGUUUAGGGGGACACUCCCCCUUCAAUCCUAAUUUGACAUUAGGUUUAGUAUUUAAGCAUUUAACAUUUUUUAAACCGAGAAACAAAUUAUUUUGUGAUUGCGGCGAUGAAGUCAGAUGAAGCUAACAAAUCGAUGCCAGUAGAAGAUGAGUGACCAGAGGGACAUCAGCCUCCUUUUGUGAAUCAAAGAUCAAGUAGUUGUUGAAAUAUGUCUGAAAAAUUGAAUUCAGCAGCAUGUGAAGGUAGGCCAUGAUGUUUCUGAACUCAAUGUUUAUGCUGAAUUAUCCCCUGGGACUGACUUUGAUCCAAAGCAGCUUGAAAGCCUUAAAAGAGGUGUGAUAGAAGGAUUCAGCACACGCGCACACACAAACGUACACACACAUACAUACACAGCCACAUGAAUGCUUACGGCACACAACAAAAGGAGGAUGCUCUUUUAGAGUCGCAACAGCUCAGACACUAGUUUGUCAAAGGCAUUCCAGCCUCUCUCUUCAAAGACAGACCCGCAAACAGAUUUUCUCCAUACUGUCCUUAUUUCAGUGCAGAGAAAGGGACAUGCAUGCCACUUUGCAUGAAAGUUGGAUAUUUCGUUCUGGUCCCAUUAAGAGUGUAACCACAUCUACAGCUUUUUUCCUUUGAUCCAAACUACAGCCAAUAGGUUUACUUCUUAAAACCAUAAAAUCUUUUUAUUAUUUAUUUUCCCAUUAUACCUAAAUGCCAACUUCAAUAUCCAAUUAACAUCAUAAACAGCAAAAUGUGGCAUAAUCCUCCCUCCCGUUUUCUAGAGACAGGUUUACUUCAAUACAUACAUCUAUAUGGUUUGACCUCGGUUGAUUUUGCUCUCCUUGGCUUUCCCAUUCAGACCAAAAUAUGAAACAAAACACGAAGAGCUAUUGGCUGUUACAACAUCGAUCUGCCUGUUACCCACAAAACCCUGAGUAUAAGGUGUGUUUUGGAAUUGCUUUCUGUUGUUGGUUGCAAGUUUUCAUCCUUAGAAACCGCACUACAUGUUUGUCUUGGGAGAGGACUAAAAGCUGAAUUUUCAGGCCUUCAUGGUGAAACUAUGGUCCAGCUUUUGUAAUUGAAGAUGGAGGCUGGUCACGAGCUUACUUAUGGGUUGGUUCCAGAUGUAGCUUUCACCUUAAGGCCAGUGGAACAUUUGUAGAAGAGGAAAGCUCUACCUACUCAUUAAAACGUAAUGUCAGUCAGAAUAGGUCAGUUACAUAAACACACACUACACUAUACAUUCUCACUCAGUGUAAGUCACAUCAUGAGUUGUCUGUGGUUCUGAAUGUGGUGACAUCUCUUAUGAAUUAUGUAUUUUUGUUUUGAUUGUAAAUAUAUUUGUUGUUUAUGUACAAUGGAGGCGACUAAGUGAAUUGUGUUGCACUCCGAGCUUAACACUACUGCUGUGAUCGCUGCAGACGUUUAAUUUGUUGUUUUUAAGAAGGAUUAUUUUUGCAACUCUUCACCUGUUACGUAUUUAAUGAUUUGAUGAACUACUAACCUAAUAAGCCUCUGGACACCCAGUCGUGUCCAAAUCUUAACCACAAACACAUCAACAUACUCACACCAACAAAACAUUACGACUGAAUCACAUUCCCAAGCAAUGACAUUACUAUCUCUCUCUCUCUGACACACACACACACACACCCAGCACCUUAUACAGUAGUGAGAAACACUGCAUACACCAAGUAAGAUGAGAUGACGUUACCUUGCUAGACUGAACUGAGGUUGCAGACAGUUCAUGUGGAAGUGUCAUGUUAUUUAUUAUAUGCUGCAGAAAGGGCCACUUUAACAAAUAAGUCAUUUAUCAAGUCCUAAAAUCUUGUUUAUUGUGGAAAAACUGGUUUGGGUGAGAUUAUUUCACUUUUGUCAAGACUGGACCAAGGGGUUUUUUCCAAAUCAAUACCAUGAUCUGCCAGUUUCAAGUUGUGGUCAGUGCAUUAAUUUUUAAGACUUUGAAGGAAACAAGUAAAAAAAAAAAAAAUUAAUUAAAAAAUAAGAUUGUAGGACAGAAUUUAAGAUGACAUGACUUGUUUAAGAAGACCUUUUUGUUGCAGUGGAGUGAACGUUUUAUCCAUGACUGCAAAAUAAAUCAAUCAUGUUAAUGCCAAUAAUCAAGAACCUGGCUGAUGCUCUUUUCAGAGUUUGUUUACACACAAAUAAAGACAUGAUGAUGUACAAAA
Molecule: messenger RNA, 3569 nt
Organism: Siniperca chuatsi (mandarin fish)
Lineage: Eukaryota; Metazoa; Chordata; Actinopteri; Centrarchiformes; Sinipercidae
Gene: pip4p1a
Product: phosphatidylinositol-4,5-bisphosphate 4-phosphatase 1a
Exons: 7
Coding region: 136-948 (270 amino acids)
Biological process (GO): phosphatidylinositol dephosphorylation
Cellular component (GO): plasma membrane; phagocytic vesicle membrane; lysosomal membrane
Molecular function (GO): phosphatidylinositol-4,5-bisphosphate 4-phosphatase activity
Source: RefSeq, a predicted model, not a curated record